CUGUGACACACAAGUUAUCUCUGUGUGCUGUUCAGUCAUGCAUCAACGAGCACUGGGUGUGAUGAGUGUAAGGCGGAGGCAUCGAGGGUAGCCAGUGCUCUUUAAUGUCGAGGGUCUGAAAGAGGGGGCGGGUGUCCCUUUCUGCACUUAGUCAAAAAGCAGUCCCUCGCGGGCUUGUGUAUGCGGCAAUGAUUCGGAUCUGUGGACGAGCAGAACUUUGCCUGUGAGCUGGUUGGACGCCGGCCAGUGCACAGAAUCGCUGAACCCGAGCGCUUCCGAGACACAGAGAGGUGGGCAGCCAUCCGAGAAGCGCCGCGGUAAACAACAGCAAGGUGAGUCAUAUCAGGAAUUUACGGCUCCGUUAUUUGGAUGAUGCUGUGAUGUCACCUAGAACGCCAAAAACUUGGAUUGCUGCCUCAAUUUGACGCAAUGAAGAUUACAAAGCAAUGACGAUGACUAAAGUCACAAUAGGAAUAUGGGAUUAGUUUCACUGAAGACGAUUUGCAUUAUUCUUUGCUAAAGUGUGGAUGAACACAAAGUGCGCCAUACAUUUAAUGUCUGCUCAUGGAACUUCGCUGCUCCUAUUGGAACUCUUCAACCAAUUCGCCCGGAUAACCUUUUAAGAAAGAUUUGACAGCACAUUGGUGUCUUUGUUGUUGAAAGCCUGUGAAAUUCACGUGUAAUCUGGCGAAUAAUUCAAAUACCCUUUAAAAAAUGCCCGUUGAUGCUCUUAGAAUCUGUCGCUCAACUUAAGUGACUAGAAUUGUGUGCGCCACAUGAACGGGUAUAUGCACAGACUGUCUCGGAAAGAACUGUGAACAUGGCAGUUGUAUAGCACGUUACCCAGAGGACGCCUAUGAGGAUCUAAUACGAGCGUGGCGGACUGUGAGGAGCUUUCCCCGAUGAUGCGAGACGGGGCGCGGGACGUGCAGGUAAACUCCUCUCCGGCGGUUGCAUCCAACGCGGAGGGAGAAGAGAUCGAAGUACUCGAAAGCACCGAUGUCCUCCCCGCGGCCCCGGAGGAUCAAUGGAAAUCUCUUUUUGACAAGUAUGACCCCGAGAGCUCGGGCUUCAUUAGCACCGAACGCUUCCGAGACCUUCUGGCCGCCCACGGCUCCGAGCUGGACCCCCACAAGCUGGAGGUGCUGCUGGCGCUGGCCGAUGCCAACGGGAAGAUCUGCUACCAAGACUUUGUGAACCUGAUGAGUAACAAGCGCUCCAACAGUUUCCGACGGGCCAUCCUCCAGGGCAGCCGUCAACUGAAGGGGGCCUCCCUCAGGGAGGAGGGGGGCCUGGGCCUCUCCCAGCGGCUGGUGCGCCACAUCGCCUACGAGACGCUGCCCCGGGAGGUGGACCGCAAGUGGUACUUCGACAGCUACACAUGCUGUCCGCCUCCCUGGCUCAUCCUGGUCAUCACCAUCGCAGAGGUGGCAGUCUUCAUGUACUACGGGCUGAUGCUGGACCGGUGGGUGCUGCAGGUGUCGUCUCCAGGCUUCUUGAGGGGGCCGCUGCCGUACCACCCCCGGCUACGGGCACAGGCCUGGCGCUUCCUCACCUACGUCUUCAUGCACACAGGGAUUGAGCACCUGGGGCUGAACAUGGCCAUGCAGCUGCUGGUGGGAGUGCCUCUGGAGAUGGUGCACGGGGCGCUGAGGAUCGGCCUGGUGUACGUGUGCGGCGUCCUGGCAGGGUCUUUGGCAGUGUCUGUGACAGACAUGACGGCGCCGGUCGUUGGCUCAUCUGGAGGAGUAUAUGCUCUGGUGUCUGCACAUCUAGCCAACAUUGUCAUGAACUGGUCAGGGAUGCAGUGCCAGUUCAAACUCUUCCGGAUGGCCAUGGCCCUGGUGUGCAUGAGUGUGGAGUUUGGCCGUGCCGUGUGGCUGCGGUUCUACCCUCCGGCCUUCCCGCCCUGCCCCAACCCCAGCUUCGUGGCCCACCUCGGGGGCGUGGCGGUGGGCCUUACCCUGGGCGUGGUGGUGCUCCAGAACUACGAGCAGCGUCUGCAGGAGCAGUCGCUCUUCUGGAUCUUCUUCUGCGUCUACACGCUCUUCAUCAUGUGCGGCGUAUUCUGGAACGUCUUCGCUUACAGCCUGCUCGAUGUCAAGCUACCUCCUCCGCCAUGACGCGUCUUGUGCAGACAGACAGACUGACUGACAGACAGACAGACUGACAGACGUGCACACAGUCAAGCUUAUCAGCUCCUGAGCACAAAUCUCUGUGUGUGCUGUUAUACCACUUCAAUGCCAAGUACCUCAUCUGUAUUAGAUUAGCACAGUCUGCAGCCGCGCCUGUUGGGUUUGUGCCUCCUCCAGCAGCUGAUAUAACACACAGAGGGAUCCAGCUGGAGUGAACACGUGGACUUGUAGCCCAAAGGUUUCUGCACAAGUCAAGCCAAACCAGAGUGGUGUCCGACAUAUAAACCAAGUACUAAUGUGGUGAAUACUGAAUAAUCUGUUGUGAAAUACUAGACUGACGUGGGUAGAAGUGUCUUGAUGAAGCUUUCGCGGUAUGUUUUAUGUAGCCGUCAUUUCACUCCAAAGACCCAUAGUGUUGAAAAUCUCCACGUGUUUCUCUCCAUAUAUGAGUGUGAAGUUCUGAGGUGUUGCGAAAACACAUAACACAUCUUUUUUUUCUGUGAAAAGAGAGUUGAAAUAUAUAUUUUUGUAUAAAUUAAUAUAGCAUGCCAAGAAACAUAGCUCUGCUUUACAAUGGAGUGUUGCCAAACUCAUACAGCUAACAUAGCUAAUGCACGCCUGUGCUUCUGGUAAUAUGAACAUCAACCGGUUUUAAGACACAACAGUUUUCACAUCUGCCCCCAUUUUUUGUGGGGGCAUAAUUAAUCAACGUAACAUAUACAUAUUUAUGUUACCCAGUCCCAUACUACAUACUUAUUUGGGGUAGAUGGUUUGACAUGCUGUAAUAUACUAGGGAGUUAAUCUCCUUCCCCUGAAGUUAAUAAUUUUCCAUUUAAAAAAAAUUAUGUUGACCUAUCGAAAUUUUACUUAAUUGCCUUUUUCUAAUGAAGACUGUGUAAACAUUAGUACACCGUCUCCCUCACAUUUUUGACUUGAAUUGUAACACUAUGCUGAGUGCAAACCUAUUUAUACUUUGUUGAGUCAAUGGCAUGUGAUUGUGUGAGGUGACCCGUUAGUGUAGUGAGUGACACUAAAGUGUGUUCCAUGCUCGUCUGUGUUCUGUGACAUGGUGCUAAGGUUAUAAAAAGACGUCGCCCAUUCUCAAUGGAUGACCAAAAUGUCUUAUAAAACUACUCGAGAAAGCUGACCUCAAUGUGGACUGGAGUCAAAUGUGAGGCUUAAGUAUUUGGAGGACAAAGGCACACAAAUGUGAAGAAGAGCACAAUGUCUAAGCCAAGACUUACUUUUUUGAUUGUUCUGGUUUGAAACUGAAAAGCACUACAAACUCAUACCUCAAAUACUUAAGCAGACAUUUGAUCCAAGUCUAGCUUGCCUCAUAGGCUCCCGUCCCAUACACAGGCCUUUGACCUCAUUAAUAGCUAAGGCAUCUGUACUCUCAUCCAUAUGAAUUCAUUAUGGUAAUAAAGUAAUAUUUUAACGUACUGCAAAUGUUUGGUUUUUAUUAAUAUGCUAUGUUCUGUCAUAACGAUAAACUGUAUUCUGUGAUGAAUAUAAAACAGUGUUGGAGACUGAGGAUUUUACUUAUUAAGGGCUGUAGUGCUGAGAGUCAAAUGCUGACUUUAUUUUAAUAUGUGCAUAUUUUGUAGAUUUGUUAUGUAAAUAUGAAACACAUUAAAUAACUUUAUAUUAAAA
Messenger RNA from Alosa sapidissima (American shad), 3788 nucleotides. It is a transcript of the gene rhbdl3, whose product is annotated as rhomboid, veinlet-like 3 (Drosophila). Gene Ontology annotation, molecular function: calcium ion binding; serine-type endopeptidase activity. Bases 903 to 2123 code for a protein of 406 amino acids. NCBI's taxonomy places the organism in Eukaryota, Metazoa, Chordata, Actinopteri, Clupeiformes, Clupeidae. Gene Ontology annotation, cellular component: membrane. The record is from RefSeq and is a predicted model, not a curated record. The transcript has 10 exons.